AUGAGUGGUCCUUCUUUUCCAAAAAAUGCAAAUCCUUCAUAUUCCAACAACAUCACUUCCAAUACACUACCAACCAAGCAGAUGCAGACUAAUUCAAUAAAGCCGCACUCUUCCAAGUUCUACUUCCAAGAUGAAGAGGAAGACGAGGACCAAUUCGAUGGCAAUUCCCUUUUGCGACCUUCUUCGUUCUCAUCACAGGUGAAUUAUCAUAGCAAUCACCUCCACCCAUCAGCUUCUAAUAAUAAUCAUCAACAAUCCCUUUUCCAAUGCACUAAUGAAAUAUUAAAUUUCCCAACAGAAUCAACAAAUGCCUAUUCGUAUGCUCAUCUUUCCCCAAACUCUUUGGCUUUAAGGUUGAAUGUUCUCAAAAGAUCUUUAGAAAUUUUGAUUGAACGUCCCGAAUUAAUAUUGUCCCUCCAAAGUGUUUCUCCUGAUGCUUUAUCAGAAUCCCCUCCGCAGACCCCAAUUAACAACACUAAUGCUUUGUUCAACCCUAAAAUUAGAUCGCCAUCCUCAAACAAGGGAUUACUCAACAUUUCUCAACAAGAAGACCACCUUACAGACUGCAAAAAUCCUGAUUAUAAUGAAUAUCGAUCUCUCGGAGCUGCGAUGGAUCCGCUCAGCGAUAAUGGUAGCCAUUCUUUGCAAAAACAGAAAAAUCAAAUCAAAAUCGAAACCAAUGCUUCUAGUGCGGCAUUGGCGGCAUUCUUUCGAGAAAAUAACCCACCACUUCGCAGAACUUCAACAGGCAAGUCCUUUGCUUCAUCUGAUAAUAGUUUACUAUCGCCCUCACUGGGUUCUUUAGACAACGCAAAUAACCCUUCAAAAUUCACCAAAAGGUCUAGCUCUUUGAAUACCCCUUUCCUUUUAAACAAUGUUCGAAUUAAGCCAAAAGAUGUGGAAAUGUAUUCGAAGUCAACCAGACCAUUACCCGAAAGAUCACUAUCUACAGCAUCAAUGAUUACUAGAAACCCAAAUACGUCCAAUCAAGAUGUACCAAUUUAUGAGAACAUCCGUGAUAAAUUGAAAUCGAUGAUCAAAAUGUUGAGUUCCGACGGUUCAGGCUCAUCACAAGAAGGCGCAUUGGCUUUAAAUCUUCAUAAUUUAUCCCUUAGUAACAUGAAUGACGAGUCAAAAGAGCAAAUGCUUCAGCGCAAACUUUUAUAUGCCUUGGCCACUCCAUUUUAUGAAUCUAUUUCUACUAAUAACACCGUGAACCUCAAUCGGAACAUUUCUUCAGCCGCCCUGUGCCAGCACAAUAAUAAUCAUAAUCAUUAUUCGACGAUAGAGCCAAAGUACUUGACUGCAUCUGAUAAAAGAAGAAUAUCUAGCUUCAGUAGUUCUUCAAAUAAACUAGCAUUAAGACUUGAACCACCAGUCAGAAUCCCAUUGAAAAAGUUCAGUUCUUUUGAUGAUUCAGCAGUGAAAUCAUCUCCUCCAGUAUCUUCGCCACAAACCCCGGAUGAUUAUUCAGUUUCUUUCAGCAAUUUGCGUCCAACAAUCAAUUUUUCUACUACCAGACCCUUCCAUUCUUUGUCUACUUCCAAAAAUCUGAGCCCUCAAGCAAUCAUUACUUGUGAUACAAGCUCCCCUUGGAAGUUACGGGCAGUCAAUGAUUUAUCAACAUUGAUUUUUGGAAUCAAAAAUAAAGGAUCUGAAGUAAAACGGCUAGGCUUGAUGGACUUGAUUGCAGAUAAUUCCAAAGAUUUUGUUUUGCAAAAGUUGAUGAAGCGCUUGGCCGGAGAUAAAGACAAUCAAUCGCCAAUAAAUAGGUCGAACCAUUACAACAAAGAUAUUAUUUUUGCGGGGGAAAUCGUUGCGGUAAAAUCUCAGGUAUCUUUGGAAGAAUCUGAUGCUGAACAGAAAGAGAUCCAAUGGUGUUCUUUGUGGGCUAAGAAGAAGAAUGAAAUGAUCAUUUUAAUGUUUGAUAAAAUUCCAUGCUCUGCAAUAGAUUUAAGUAUUGUUGAUGAUGGAGAAUCUUGGAAAGUUACUAAAAUUAAUGAAGUGACUGGGAAAUUGAUGACUGGAUUAGGCUAUUGUGAUAAACAAGCUCGAUCAUUGAACGAAAUUUCUAAAUCACUUGACAAGAAACUACAAAAUCUUGAUUCCGCUAGCAUGAGUGAGAAAAUGGCAAGAAUUAAUGACAACAGAUAUUUCACUCUCAAUCUUCAACACAAUAAUUUACCUUGUGCAGUACUUUCUUCUCCAGUAAGUGACAAGGAAAUGGUGUUGAAGAUCCAUACUUUGCCUUAUAUUGCAGGGAUUUUUAUCAUUUCUGCCUCUAACUAUAAUAUUUUGUCUUACAAUCGAUCCAUAUCCAAGAAUUUAUUUGGCCAUGGGGACUUAAUAGGUCAACCCAUCAACACUAUCAUUCCGAAUUUCACUAAAUUGAUUGAGUAUUCCUCCUCUACGAAAAAGAUGGUGAAUUUCUUAAAUGAUUUGGUUAACAAAUCCACCCCAGAAAGAGUCAGAGAAAACCCCAAAAAAUAUCUAUUACCAGGAUUAGUGUUGCCUGAACACUUUUUUAGAAGAAUUCAAGCUAAGUUUGAGGCUCAUAGAAUUGUGGAGAGAAGAAGAGCUAAAGACGUAGGUAUUUCCAAUCUACGCACUCCAAUCAAAUUGAAGAUAGAUUCUGCUGAUGAUGACAAGCUCCACACCGAAGGUGAUGAUGGAAACUUUCAUGAUAUGUCAGAAGAAGAAAUUGAAGACGAGUUGUUUCUAAAUUCGAAGGGUAUCUAUGGUAGACACUCUGAUGGAUCAAAGUUGGUAGUUGAUGUUCAACUUCGUGUUUCAUCAAUUGAUACGUUGGUCUUGUGGGUUACUUAUUCUAAUGAACUUUAUGGAGCUGCGGUAGCCACGGCCAAUGCCAAGGAUGACCGUGCUUCCAUGCUCAGCGAAAAAGAUAUCUGCAGCCCAACGAGAAGUGUCAGCGCCAAGAAGAAAGUUAAGUUCACCAAUGAGGAUAAAAAUGAAGCAGAUAAAAAACUUUCUAUGGGCUUUGCUGAUCCCGAUUCGGAUUUAUUUUCUAAGGCCAGUUCUUCUUCGUUAGUAUCAUUGAAAUAUAAUAUUAAUGAUAGCGAAACUUUACUAAAUACUAAUGGAAAUGCCAGAAGCACAAGAAGUAACUCUUUAUUGAGUGAUUUAUCCGAUGGUCUAAGCACAUAUCUGAUGAAGGAUGAAGUAAGGAAUGCAUUAGACUCGGGGCAUGAACCAGUGACACCUAAAAGGAGGGAAGACCCAAUGGAAGAUGAUGACUAUGAUGAAUUUGACAGUACUACUGAGGUUUCGACUCCGCCGACUACAGCGCCAAUCAAUGAUAUUAAGUCCAUCAAUGAUAACAUAUUGGGCGAUGAAGCCUCUAAAUAUCCAAUGAGCAGCACUGGCACAAUGACCAGUGUUGAUGGUCAUAGUGCCAUUGAAGAAGAUCGUGAUGAUGGUUCCCAUAUUAUUGUUAAAUCAGAAGAAGAAUUGAUAGCUGAGGAAAAUUUAAAGCACAAUGAAUGGAAGGCCAAAUGUUUGAAAUUUCCAAUGACAAUUGGUGCCAAGCGUCGGAAGAAAUCGAUUUCUGAAUUUCAUGUUAUUAAAGGCAUGGGCCAAGGAGCCUACGGUAAAGUAUUAUUAUGUUAUCGUGAGGACGAUCCAAACUAUGAAAUUAUUUUGAAAUGCAUUUAUAAGGAAAGAAUCCUCGUUGAUUCAUGGACCAGAGACCGGAAGUUGGGUACGGUCCCCGCAGAAAUUCAAAUAAUGGCGUUUUUGAAUUACAACCCCCAUCCAAAUACUUUGAAAUUGAUUGAUUUCUUUGAAGAUGAUGAGUGCUUUUAUGUUGAAUUGCCAAUUCAUGGUAGCCCACCAGCAAUGGAUUUGUUCGAUUAUAUCGAGAUUAAGAAAGCUUUAUCGGAAAUUGAAAUUCAAUAUAUUUUCCGCCAAAUUGUUCAGAGUAUUAAUCAUUUACAUGAAAAUGGCAUUGUUCACAGAGACAUUAAGGAUGAGAAUGUUAUUGUUGAUGAACAUUCUGUCGUGAAAUUGAUUGAUUACGGAUCUUCUGCUUUCUUGUACAAUGGACCAUUCGAUGUCUUUGUGGGUACGAUGGAAUAUGCCCCACCAGAAGUACUUCAUGGGUCUUCUUAUGAUGGUAGACCGCAGGAUGUGUGGUCAUUGGGUGUGUUAUUGUACACAAUGGUAUAUAAAGAGAAUCCAUUUUACAACGUUGACGAAAUCAUGGAGGGGGAAUUAAAGGUUCCUUACAUUUUGAGCGAAGGUUGCAUAUCCUUGAUCACCAGGAUUUUGAAUAGGGAUGUGGAGAAGCGGCCAACAGUAAAAGAAAUCCUUGAGGACUCUUGGUUGAAAUUUUGA
Messenger RNA from Saccharomycopsis crataegensis, 4353 nucleotides. RefSeq names its product serine/threonine-protein kinase. The transcript has a single exon. Gene Ontology annotation, molecular function: protein serine/threonine kinase activity; ATP binding. NCBI's taxonomy places the organism in Eukaryota, Fungi, Ascomycota, Saccharomycetes, Ascoideales, Saccharomycopsidaceae. Gene Ontology annotation, cellular component: nucleus; cytoplasm; cytosol. Gene Ontology annotation, biological process: negative regulation of glycogen biosynthetic process; protein phosphorylation; intracellular signal transduction. The coding region runs from base 1 to 4353 and encodes 1450 amino acids. The record is from RefSeq and is a predicted model, not a curated record.